AUGGAGAAAUUGAACACUUUACUCAUCGCAAAUCGCGGUGAAAUCGCCGUUCGCAUCAUCAGAACAGCCAAGGAGCUAGGUAUUCGAACAAUUGCGAUUUACACCGCAGCCGACGCAACCUCACAACAUCUUUUGGUGGCAGAUGAGGCGGUUCUGCUACCAGGCGACGAUUCUACCGCGUAUAUCAACGGAAAUGGAAUCAUAGAAAUCGCCCGUUUACAUCAAGUCGAUGCCAUAAUUCCGGGCUACGGAUUUUUGUCAGAGAAUGGGGCAUUCGCACAAGCUGUCGCCAAUGCAGGGAUGGUGUUUGUGGGUCCUAGGUCUGAAGCCAUUGAAGCUUUCGGGCUGAAGCAUCGAGCUCGUGAGAUCGCUGUGGCGGCCGGUGUUCCAAUCGUCCCUGGAACACAGGGACUACUCGUUACAGAGGAUGAGGCCGUGGAAGCGGCAAAUGAAUUAGGAUAUCCUGUAAUGCUAAAAGCCACCGGUGGCGGCGGUGGUAUGGGUUUAACGAUAUGCAAAUCAGUGAAAGAGGUUCGAGAGUCUUUGACACAAGUCCGCUCCCGAGGAGAAACUUUGUUCAAGAAUUCUGGCGUUUUUAUGGAGAGGUAUUAUCCAGAGAGUCAUCAUAUUGAGGUGCAGGUUUUUGGUAAUGGGCUAGGAGAUGCAAUUCAUAUCGGAGAGCGGGAGUGCUCAAUUCAACGCCGUCAUCAAAAGGUUGUUGAGGAAUGCCCCAGUCCAUUCGUGGAAAAGCACCCAGGUCUUCGUCAAAGGCUCACUUCUGCGGCGGUAGCUUUGACCAAAUCCAUUUGCUAUGGAUCUGCAGGCACAGUCGAAUACCUAGUUGAUGACGUGUCGGGAGAUUUUUUCUUUUUGGAAAUGAACACUCGGCUUCAAGUUGAGCAUGGUAUCACAGAGCUCUGUUAUGGGCUUGAUAUUGUAAAACUCAUGCUUCAACAAGCCGAUCGUGAAUUACGCGGUCUCGGGGGCUUGGGCAAGGAAUUUCUGGAAUCUUUGCAACCAGAGCAGCCUUCGGGUUGUGCGAUUGAAGCUCGUGUAUAUGCAGAGAACCCUGCCAGAAAUUAUUCUCCAUCCCCUGGAUUGCUUCAACACGUUGAAUGGAAGGAGCUGAGCGGCACUCGAAUUGACACUUGGGUCGCUACUGGAACUCGAAUUUCCACAUACUACGACCCUAUGAUCGCAAAGGCCAUGGUACAUGAUUCCAGCCGAACAGGGGCUAUCGAAAAGUUGGGAGUUGUCCUGUCGCACUCGAAGAUUUGUGGACCACCGACAAAUCUCGAAUUUUUGCACAGCAUCAUUCAAUCCAGUAGAUUCUGCACAGGUCAUACUUUGACCAAUUUCUUGACCUCUUUUGAUUUUACCCCUGCUGCAAUUGAUGUCAUAUCACCAGUUGCCAACAUCUUGGCUGGAAAUCCUUCUAGCACUGAAAGCCUAGAAAUAACACUGGAAGGGCCGGAACUACGUUUCCUAGCUCCAGCAUGCGUAUCUGUCUGCGGCGCUCCAAUGGAAAUGACGCUUGAUGGGGCUGGCGUCCCAAUGUGGACACGACUCUAUAUCAAAGCGGGUCAAACAUUAUCAAUCGGAAAGCUGAAUGGAUCCGGAGGAUGUCGAGCAUAUCUCGCUGUUCUUGGAGGAUUUCCGGCAAUUGCCCCAUACUUUGGAUCAAAGUCAACCUCCCCAUUGCUUGGAAUUGGUGGGUACCAAGGAAGAUCACUCGCUCCAGGCGACAUGCUGGCCAUUCAAAAGCUUGAUGCAGUUGAGGCAGUGCCUGAAAUCUCAUUGCCAGUCCAUUUGCGGCCCACGUACUCCCGCCACUGGGAUAUUGAUGCCAUGGUUGGACCGUACGAUGAGGGCUAUAUUGUACCUGAAGAUAUCGACAUGAUUUAUAACACAAUCUGGGAUGUUUCGCAUAAUGCCACGAGAGGCGGUAUUCGCCUUGUUGGACCUACUCCUAAGUGGGCUAGGGAAGAUGGAGGCGAGGGUGGACAGCAUCCUAGUAACGUUAUUGAAUAUGGGUACCCGAACGGAACAUUGAACUGGACGGGAGAUAGGCAAGUUGCGUUCAGUGCUUGCAUCUUUCCCGUGGAUGCUCCUGACCUUGGCGGUUUUAUUUCAUCCACAACGAUUGUAAAAGCUAGUCUAUGGCGUAUGGGUCAGCUAAAGUCUGGUGACACUAUCCAAUACCGCAGAGUAUCAUUGAAAGAUGCUCUCCGUGCUCGAGCCGAGUCAGAACAGUUUCUGGAAGAUGUGUCGGCAUUUGUUGCCCGCCAGUGCGAUUCGCAUAAUAUCGAGCCAAUCUCUAAUUCCACGUUGCCAGAGUCAACUGUCUCUGGGAACUGGGGAAAGGCGUUGAUUUACUGCACGGAGCUGGGCGAAACCGGAAUUCCUAUGACGUUUAGACAGGGUGGUGAUGAGUUCUUAUUAGUGGAGUUUGGCGAUGGGAAAUUUAACCUCAAUCAUCGCUGUAGAGUAACAGCAUUGGACCAAGCUUUUAGGAACUUUCAAAGGUCCGAUGAAGUUUUGAAACAAGCUGUAUACAAGACCACCGGAUGCUGCAACUCGCUCCUAAUACACUACGAUGGUCUGAAGCUCCCUCAGGAGGAACUUGUCAAGCUCUUAGUAUCAUUGCAAAAGACGAUCGGCGAUAUCGCCUAUUCCAAUGUCCCAAGCCGAAAGUUUCGCCUUCCCAUCUGCUUCGAAAGCCCGGCUCAACAAGAAGCCAUCCAGCGAUACAUGGAGACACAGAGACCACAUGCUCCAUUUUUACCGAGUAACAUGGACUUCGUGGCCAACAUAAACGGGAUUACGCAUGAGGAGUUGGUCAACAUUUUCCUUUCAGUCGAAUUCAUAGCUAUCUGUGUCGGGUUCUUCUGUUGCGAUACUAUAUGUCUACCGGUUGAUCCCCGCUAUCGGUUGACAUGCCCCAAGCAGAACCCUAGUCGCGUGUACACUCCAGAGGGAAGUGUCAGUUGGGGUGGAUCAUGCAUGAAUAUAUACCCCGUCGAUUCCCCUGGAGGAUAUCAAAUGACGGGCCAAACCAUUCCCUGCUUCGAUCAAUUGGGCGUAAAACCUGACUUCUCACCAAGUCAGCCCGGCUUGUUCCGUGACUUCGACCAGAUUACCUUCUACCGAGUAGACAAAGAAGAGCUUGAGCGUGAUAUGGCGCGCUUUCGGGCUGGUUAUUACAAAUUCCAGUACGAAGAAGUUAAUUUUGAUAUGAGCGCCCACAACCGUCUUCUUGAGCAGACUAAAGACGAAGUCGCGGCAUUCAAGUCUCGCCAAGCCACGUCACAGGUAAAAAUGCUAGCCUUGGAAAUGGAAUCAAUGGACAGGUGGAUGGUCGAGAAAGCGCAGAACAACGUUCCUACUGAUGAAAUCGAACUUCUGAAAGAAGACCCUGACAUCUUCACGUUGUACGCUCCUCUCGAUGCAAAUGUGUGGAAAGUCAACGUUACAGAUGGUAGUGUGGUUUCAUCUGCUAAAGCUGUUGCCAUCCUUGAGGCCAUGAAAAUGGAAGUCUCUGUCUACUACAAUGGGGACCAAAAGGAUGGUAUUGAUCAGUCUUUCAGGGUCGAGAAGGUGCUCGUCCAGCCAGGUGAUACCGUCAAGGCCGGAGAUGCUCUGGUGUUUUUUAGAAAUAUUUGA
This is a messenger RNA of Penicillium soppii, 3663 nucleotides long. Its product is annotated as bifunctional urea carboxylase/allophanate hydrolase. The record is from RefSeq and is a predicted model, not a curated record. NCBI's taxonomy places the organism in Eukaryota, Fungi, Ascomycota, Eurotiomycetes, Eurotiales, Aspergillaceae. Gene Ontology annotation, molecular function: ATP binding; metal ion binding. The transcript is spliced from 15 exons. The coding region runs from base 1 to 3663 and encodes 1220 amino acids.